Messenger RNA from Guyanagaster necrorhizus, 732 nucleotides. Its product is annotated as thaumatin-like protein. The record is from RefSeq and is a predicted model, not a curated record. Lineage: Eukaryota; Fungi; Basidiomycota; Agaricomycetes; Agaricales; Physalacriaceae. The transcript is spliced from 12 exons. The coding region runs from base 1 to 732 and encodes 243 amino acids.
AUGAAACUCCCUAUUGCAGCUGGUCUUGUCUUUACAUCCGGCACUUUGGCACGUACAUUCACGACGUUUACUGACUUAAAUGUCGCCACGAACGUACCCAGCUACGCGACUGGAUGGGAAGCGGCUGCAUAUACUGCAGUAUCCUUCUACGUCCCGGACAAUUGGAAGGCAGGCAGAAUUUGGGCACGCAGAGACUGUGAUUUCUCGACGGACCCGGGACCAAAUUCAUGUCUAGACGGAGGAUGCAACGGCGGCCUUGAAUGCGACCCGUACACCGGUACCGGUGUACCACCCGCGACGGUUGCGGAAUGGACCCUCGAGGGAGAUGGUUCGCUUGAUUAUUACGAUGUGUCUUUGGUUGACGGUUACAAUCUUCCUGCGCGAAUUGACAACAACGUCGGCUGCGGUGUCGCGUCGUGUCCCGUGGAUUUGGGUCCCAACUGUCCUGACGUGUUGAAGGGUCCCUUUGAUUCUUCCGGAUUUCCCGUCGGAUGUAAAUCAGCUUGUGAGGCCAACUUGGACGGCGAUCAAGCCGACUCGCCAAACUGCUGUACUGGAAGCUACGAUACCGCUGCUACCUGUCUUUCAUCUGGCGUCGCGUACUACAGCUACUUUAAAGACAACUGUCCUGACUCUUAUGCAUAUGCCUACGAUGAAUCCAGCGGCACGGCCUUGUGGACUUGUGAUUCUAACUUAGCGGCAGACUACACAUUGACGUUCUGCCCGCCUUGA